Lithohypha guttulata is the source of this 1269-nucleotide messenger RNA. Its product is annotated as Indoleamine 2,3-dioxygenase. The transcript is spliced from 2 exons. Gene Ontology annotation, biological process: 'de novo' NAD+ biosynthetic process from L-tryptophan. Lineage: Eukaryota; Fungi; Ascomycota; Eurotiomycetes; Chaetothyriales; Trichomeriaceae. The record is from RefSeq and is a predicted model, not a curated record. Gene Ontology annotation, cellular component: cytoplasm. Gene Ontology annotation, molecular function: heme binding; metal ion binding; indoleamine 2,3-dioxygenase activity. The coding region runs from base 1 to 1269 and encodes 422 amino acids.
AUGUUCGACUCAAUCGACCGAAUUCUACACAGUUUCGAGAUAUCUCACUAUGGGUUUCUACCAGUAGAUGAACCUCUUGCACGACUACCGAGCACGUACUAUCAGCCCUGGGAAAACUUGAUCUCACGACUUCCGAUCUUGAUAAGCGACGGAUCUCUGUAUAACGAAUUUGCUUCACUACCACUACUCAGCACAAGUGAACUACGAUCAUUGCCGGAGUGGAGGAGAGCCUAUGUCAUACUGACAUUCUUCACACACGCCCAUACGUGGAGCGAUCUACAACCACGAGAGGUACUCCCAGCCAAUAUCACUGUACCACUGCUCGAAGUCUCAGCCUAUCUCGAUCUACCACCGACAGCUACAUAUCCUGCUUUGAACCUGUGGAAUUGUGGUCUGGUCACCGAUGGUGCCGACAUCACAAACCCUGAGAAUGUCGUCAUGCGACACACUUUCACCGGCACCACCGACGAGGCUUGGUUCUAUGCAGUUUCGGUCUCCGUAGAAGCAAAGGGAGUCGCUGCUAUUCAGGUAAUGCUAGAAUGCGUCAAGGCUAUUGAGCAAGACAAGAAGGAUGAGGUUCUCGAAUGUCUUAGGUCUUUUCGUGUCAUCGUGUCUGAAUUGGCAUCUAUCCUACAAAGGAUGCACGAACACUGCGACCCAUCAGUUUUCUAUCAUCGUAUUCGUCCGUUCCUUGCUGGAAGCCGUGGCAUGGAAAAAGCCGGUCUGCCACAUGGUCUUUUCUACGACGAAGGUAGAGGGAAGGGCUCCUGGAGACAAUAUAGUGGAGGCAGCAACGCUCAGAGCAGUUUAAUACAAUUCCUCGAUAUUGCUCUUGGUAUCAAGCACGAAGGUCCAUCGUCCCAAAGAGGCGGGAAAGAACAGGCCUAUCUCAACGGCAUGCGGCAAUACAUGCCACAGGCACAUCGCCAAUUUCUCGAAUACUUCGACAGUGUCGCAAAAAUACGGCAGUACGUUCAGUCAAAGAACGUGUCCGAAACACUAUCAAGCACAUUUGACGAAGCGGUUGAGGCCAUGGCUGCCUUCCGUGACACGCACAUCAAGAUCGUCGCGAGGUAUAUAGUGGCGCCUUCUCGAGCACGCGAUCAAUCACAGAAUCAGGGAGUGAGAAAUAUUGCGGCAAGCUCUUCUGAGCAAACCUCGAGCAAGGAUGAGCUAAAAGGGACUGGCGGUACUAAUUUGAUGGCGUUCCUCAAGCAGACCAGAGCGGAGACAAGGGCGGCAAAAAGUCGUACGCCCAUUGCUGUAUAA